Messenger RNA from Cladocopium goreaui, 4920 nucleotides. The record is from the annotation of a GenBank genome assembly. Lineage: Eukaryota; Dinophyceae; Suessiales; Symbiodiniaceae.
AUGGAUGCUUCGAUGGCACCCACAGCGCUGUCAAUGCCAGAGCCAGGUUUCGCUGCUGGCUCGAUUCCCAGUGGCAUGAAAACCUCAGUGGCCUCUGUUGGGCCAGUCGUUUCAAAGUCAGUGCAGGAUGCCACCUUUUCAAGAGCGUUGCUGACUAACUGUCGGGUUACUGAAAUCUUGUUGCCUUGGGAGUCUGGAUUUUACAAGGAAUUUUUCAGUGAUGAACCUUUUGAGCAGUUGGUCCCAAAGAUGCCUGUGAGCGAUUUUUGCGAUUUUGGUGUUGCGCCCGAACCUCAGCAUGUCGCUCAGACUCUGGCAGGUGUUGCAUCUGAUUCAAAUCCAAACCCCAUCUUUUCGAGAUUUGUGGAGUGUAAAGAUGAUGGAUCUUAUGCCGCAAAGCAAGCCAGUUUGCGAAAUGUUGCCCUGAACAAGUUCCUUGUAGUUUUGAAGCACGACCUGAGUGGAAGUGUUACUGGCAGACAUAUCCUUGAGCUGGGAUCUGAAGACCAGCAAGCGUUGGGAGCCCAUGCAGUGAUUGAGGCUGUCCUAGGAAUCAGAUCGCCGGCAACUCUUGUGAAGCGUGCCAACUCAUUGCUUUCUUAUUUACGUUGGUUUUCAAAGCUUGGCAGUGGAUUUGGGAACCCCUUCACUGAAGCAUUCAUCUGGGAUUACUUGCAACACUUGAAGGAUGUUGGAGCUCCCGCCACAAAAGGAGAUUCAGCGAUGUCUGCCUUCCGGUUUGCCUUCCACAUUUUGGGCAUUGAAUCUUUGGGCCAGGCGCUUAACAGUCGCCGCCUUAUUGGUACCUGUGAAAUCAUGCUUGCGGGAAAGCGACUGUUGAAGCAAGCAAUGGUCCUCACUGUAGCACAGGUUAAGGGUCUCCAUGCAGCGUUGAUCAACAAAGGCUUACAUGAGAUGGACAGGGCCAUAGUGGCAUACAUCUUGUUUGCACUCUAUGGCAGGUGCCGCAACAGCGAUCUUUUGAUGAUCCACAGCAUUGAGAAGGAUUACAAUGACUCAGGUGGGUUCGUCAUCAUACAAACGAGUCACCACAAAACUGGAAGGUUGGCUGCCCUCAAAACUAGGCUCAUGCCAAUUGUCGUGCCUGCAAGAGGGAUUGAUGGAAGCAUUUGGGUCGAGGAAGCUCUCAAGGUGCUGGAAAUGGUUGGUGCAUGCAUGGAAAUGCCAAUUGAUGGACCUUUGCUCAAGGCACCAACUGGUGAGAGCAAAUCCUUCAUGAUGCGUGGACUUAGGACUACCGAGGUGUCAAGCAUGCUCAGGCGUUUUGUGGGGGCUCCAGAUCCCGUGCCUGGCUGCCAAGAGCCAGUCGUAUCGAGCCAUAGCCUCAAAGCGACUACAUUGUCAUGGUGUGCGAGGUUUAGUAUUUCACCAGCCACGCGUUCGAUGCUUGGACGUCACACUUCAUGCCUGAAUGAGACUUUUGCAAUCUACUCGAGAGAUUUGGUUUGCGCGCCUGUGGCCGAACUACAAGUUGUCAUUGAUUCAAUCCAUGAGGGAAACUUCACGCCUGACAGUCAAAGAUCGGAGUUCUUCAAGCGUGCCACAGACGAUGUUGCAACCCCGGUCGAGCCUGGUUUUUCGGAUAAGAAUGCUUGCAAUGCAGUUGAUGGUAGCACUGGUGAGGUUGAUAGUGCCUACAGUGAACUUCAUGAGUGUGCAGGUGGAGAUGCAGGCCCAACUGGCUUGCCUCAUGCUGACAGCCAUGCUGGAGACCAUGCAGAGGUGGCCGAAGAUGGCACUGAAAAGGCGAGUGCCUCAGUGAAGGUGCCCGAUGCGUUGCAAUUGGACCCAAGCGCCACAGUAGGCGGAGUCGCUGCACUGAAGAGGCUCUUGUUUGAAAGUCAGACGCAGCUUUUAGCCCUUUUGAAAGAGCAAGUGACAAAUCCAGACCCUGCAGCAGCACGCCGUGUGCCCCAAGCAGAGCGCGAAGCAAGGAUGGAAAACCUUCGAAAUCGCCUCACAGGUGUGCUCAUUGAAGGGCAUUCAGUGGAAUCUUCCAAGAUCAUAAUCCGAGACCGUGAGCAUGACCAUGAGACUCCAGUGCAGAGCUCAUACCAAGCAUUGGAAGCACUGAGAAGGCUCGAUUUGAGCAAAGAAUUCCCCGUGAAAUCCGCGAUGCUGGAGGAACUGCAAGUACGCCAACAGGGGGUCACAUCAUGUUUGCAGCACCUCGGCCUCAAAGCUUCCUUUGGAGUAGACCAUAAGCGCCAAAAAAACGCUGGCCGCCUCCUUGUCGCCGAUUUGACCUCAAAAGAAGGUGAAAAACUCAAAGAAGCAUGGAACGGCAUUCCCGCUGGUGCCUGCCUGCUCAAAAAACCUCCGUUGCGGCUAAAUGGGGGGAAGACCUUGCAGCCCGGUAUGAAGAGAUUGUCUUUUGGUGUUUUCAGGUCCUGCGAUCAGUUCGUCGAAGCUGCAGUAGUUGCUGGGCGCCCUGUAAAAAAGGACUCUCGCUUGCCAAGUGUUUUGCAAGAAGCUGUGGACUUUGUAACAAAUCAUUCUGUGAGAGACACGGCAGUGUAUAGGCUGGACACCUUGAGAUUUUGGUUAGACCGUGCAAAGGCCCUAACUAGUGAAGAGUCAUCCUUGCAUGAAAGCCUUCCAACGGCCGUGAGGGAAAUCCUUGAACCGAAACGCCUCCUGCUUUGGAAAGAGAUGAUGGAGUUUUACGGUUAUCCUGAUAGCAGUGUCUAUGAUGAGGUGACCGAGGGAAUCCAACUUGCUGGUACAGCACCUCACGUUCCCUUCUUCGACCAAUGCUUCAAACCAGCAAAGAUAACGGAGGAGGAACUAGCGUCCUCAGCUAGAGCUGCAAGGGUUGGAUUGUUGGCCUCCAUCCGAUCCUCAGGCGAUGCAGACAUUGAUAGCGAAGUCUAUGCAAAGACAUUGGAGGAACUUGAGUGCGGUUGGUUGGAUGGCCCCUAUGAGCCCAGUGAACUUCCUGAGACAGCAGUGGUGAGCAGGAGGUUCGGUAUCAAACAGACCUCCGGUGAAAAAGUGAAGGUGCGCCUCAUUGACGAUUUCAGCGCCUCAGGUGUUAAUGCAACAGUGCAGGUGGAUAGCUCAGCAAAGCUACAUACCUUGGAUGUGGCGGCUGCCUUGUGCAUGGAGUUGCUUAAAAGAUCGCCUUCCCAGCAAUGGUUGGGAAAGACGGUUGACCUGUCUGCGGCCUAUAGGCAACUGGGCGUUGCCCCAUCAUCCAAAUGGGUUUCUUACAUUGCCGUCUUCGACCCUGCGAGCGGCUUGCCAAAAAUCUUUUCAAUGAGGGCCCUGCCAUUCGGUGCCUCCAGGUCUGUUUAUGCCUUUUUGCGUGCGGCUCACUCCUUGUGGUGGCUAGGAUGUAAAAUGUUGAAGCUGACUUGGUCGAACUUCUUCGACGACUUUAUAACCCUUGCCAGGGAGCUUGAGAGUGAUUCCGUUUCCUUGGUGGUGAAACAAUUUUUCCGAUUGCUCGGUUGGGCGGUUUCAGAAGGCGAAAAAGACUUGCCCUUCUCAGCUGUUUUCAAAGCACUUGGAGUUGAAAUCGACCUCACCAUGUGGAAGGAUGGGCGAGCCCGGUUUGCCAAUACUGAAAAACGGGUGCAAGAGCUGGUGGCCACCAUAGACAAGACCUUGGCGGCUGGACAACUCUCGGUUGCUGAAGCCUUGUCACUGAGGGGACGGAUGCAGUUCGCCCAUUCGCAGUUGUGGGGCCGGUCAUCUAAACUUUGCCUGAAUGCUGUAACUUCCCAUGCUUAUGCUGCAAAGGGUUCGGACAUAGAUGAGUGCCUGUCCCAUUUCCUUAGGGUUUUCAAAGACAGCCUGAUGACUUCCCGUCCCAGAGAAGUCACGGCCACCUGGGACAUGCCAAUGUUCGUAUUCACUGACGCUUCCUUUAGCCCGGAAAGCAAAGCUUGGAAAUGUGGCAUAGGAGGGGUCCUGGUAGACCCCUGGGGAAAACAGAUUGCAGCUUUGUCCCUGGAGUUGAGUGAUUCAGCCAUUGCUUCCUUGGGGUUUCCAGGCAAGUCCACCGUCAUCUUUGAAGCAGAGCUUUUGGCACUCCUUGUGUGUUUUACGGUUUGGAAAAAGCAGUUAAAGGAUAGGUCAUCACCUGGGUCAGGAUUAGUUGCUGAGCUUCUUCGCUUGGAAGACUCAUCCGGAGUCAACGCUUGGUAUGCUAGAGUCCCCUCAACUAGCAACAUUGCUGAUGGGCCUUCCCGUCUGCUGUCAUACCUUUUCCCACCCAAAGCCGUUUCUCAGUUCGAUACCGCACCUGUCCAUACUCCGAUGUCACCGGACGAGAUCGUGCGGUUCACCGCGGCCAUAUCCAUUUGUUUGGCCUUUUUAGAGCCGGCUCACCCUAGUGAGACGAUGGCCCAGAACAUGCAGGAAGAGCGCAUCACGAACUUCGACAAGAUGAUUACCGCGUGCCGCAACAUCUUGCAGGUGUGUGGGCAUCCAAAGUAUCUCUCCUCCAUAUGUGAGUUGUGGCACCAAGCAAGUCAGUCACUGUACUUGCUUGAGCGCAUGAUGUGGCCAGAGCAGCCACCCGAAACUGCUCUCCAUUUGAUUCUGCCUGCGGCCAAUCGGCCCUUGACCGACUUGAUGCUGGACUCCUUUGAUGAGCACCACACCAGCAUCUUCCAGGCCAUUCCUGCGCUCGAGGCUUUUCACACCUGGUUUACCCAGGCAUAUGAUACAUCAUUACACAAUGAAUUCAAUGUUGUCCUCCUUGAUGCCAUGCUCCUCCUACGCAGCGUGGAAACGCUCAUCCGGAUGAAGUUGCGCUUCCGGACGGCCCGUCCCCAUGGACCAUUGGCCGAUCCGAUUGAUCUUGAUGAAGAUCCCGCACCGGAAGUUGUUACGGCGGAACAGCAGCCUGCAGCCUCGAGCUCCACUGGCAGCACUCUGGAAUGGAUGUAA